Messenger RNA from Mucor velutinosus, 546 nucleotides. RefSeq names its product putative pterin-4-alpha-carbinolamine dehydratase (gene PCBD1). The record is from RefSeq and is a predicted model, not a curated record. NCBI's taxonomy places the organism in Eukaryota, Fungi, Mucoromycota, Mucoromycetes, Mucorales, Mucoraceae. The coding region runs from base 1 to 546 and encodes 181 amino acids. The transcript has a single exon.
AUGACUAUGAAUGAUUCUACUGUGUCUCCUGCAGAACAGAACAAGAGUUCAGAUGUUCAAGCUGUUGGAAGCGAGCUUUCGUACGGAGGAGCUGUAGAGCGACUUCGUCAGGAGGUUCAUGGGUUGAUCGCUGAAGUUGCGAACAGUGGGGACAAGUCGGACGAAGAGGUCGACGCUUUGAAGGCUGCCCUGUCAAAGAAGUGCUCUAACUUGGAGGCUAUAGAGAAAGCUCUCUCUAUGGUCACACCUAACCAGAGUCCUUCCCAAGUAACAGUGGUUAGUCAAGGUGCGGCUAAUAGUUCAACUGUACCUGAUGAUCUUCCUUUGUUCCAAUGGUUUGGACGUGUCAAAGAUGAAAAAAAGGAAGUUUUUGCCAACAUUGAGGAGUGUUGUCGCCGGUUUUCCGAUAAGUUGAGCAGUUGCACGCUUGAUCUUGAUGAACACUGGUAUCGUUUGCUUCCUCCUUGUCUUCCCGGCGAUCUUCGCAAUUGGCUUGAUGAGUUUGUGAAAGCAUCUGCGGGUAUAGCUCAGCUGGGAGAGCGUUAG